ACACCACUUUCAAAUUUAUCAACAUUUAUUUAGUUCUUGAAGUAAUCAUAUUCAUUUCUCUAGUGCUACUUCCAAGUUUCUCUCACUCUAUCACUUUAUUCUACGACCACCCAUCUUUGUUUCUUUAUCCUCUUGUCCCAUUUCCAACAUAUGCUAUUUCUUAGCUCCAUUUAUCAAUCUUGACUCCGUCAUAUUCAUGUUAAUAAUCAGAUUGGCUCCAUUAUAUUCAGAAUUUUCUGAUAAUUCUCCACUUUUCAUUUUGCAUGAUUAUCUUCAUGACUGUAGCAUCAUUUACAGACAUAUAUUUUCUUUGGUCAUUUAGCAUAUAAUUUACAUAAAAUGAUAUACAAAAUUAGAGCUAGUGUGUGUGUGUGUGUGUGUGUGUGUGUGUGUGUGUGUGUGUGUGUGCAGUUGAUAAAGACAUGCUGUUGCUACAAUGAGACAGAUCAUUUGUUGUGGGGGCUGUUGAACCACACUUAACAAGCUGAGGGAAGUGUAAAAUAUGUGGUCAUUUAUAUAUUUUGGUUGUGUGCAAGUACUGUGAGACAAGUCAUAAAGGUUCACAUGACUGCUGUACUGACAGGUGUGACCCUUUUAUUCAGUGUGGAGCCUGCAGGGGCUGACAGAUGAUAUGGAGUGUUUAAGUCACUAUAACAGCAGUUUUGUUUUGUAUCUGAUGAAAUUUUUAAGGAUGCUAAUGAAGGUCAGUAUUGACUUUUUUUUAAGGAGGCAAGAUAAAAGAUAUUUUGUAGCUUUAUUCAUCCAUAUACAGUAUGUACAGUAUUAGUAACAAGGGGAACCCACCAACCUCCUUGUAAUCUCCUAAAUUUCAUUUUCAUCUUCCUUUUUCCAUUCUCCCUUUAUUGCAUAUUUUCAGAAGUUCUUAUAUCCUUACCCACUGUCUUUUUUCUCUUCACCUCCCCUUCCCUUCUGUUCCAUUCCCUGGUGAUGGCACAGAAUUAUCAACAACAAGCUUUUGACGGCUGAGGAUGAAGCCCGAAUCAACCAGGUACAGGCCAGGUCAUUAGCAGCAGGCAUGGCCGCCGUGCCCCGCCAAGCCCGGGUGUUGAACCUGAGACCAAGCCAGAGUGAGGGCAGUGUCAUUCCUCCUGUCCACUACCCCAACUUCUACUCCCAAUACUACCACAGCAAUGAGCGGUCUGGUGUGGUGGCUGAGGAUUCUUUUGAAGAGGACAAUGCUUCUGCUUCAUCUGAGCAGGUCAGAAGGUGGAUACCAGCAGUACUAGUAGCAGACUGGUGUUACCUUGAUGCUACUGCUACAUUGCAUUAUUUGCAUAGUUUUUUCAGUUGUCAUGGACUUUGUGUAAUAUGUAUAAAAGUAUAUGAAGCUCAAGAAACUUGUUGA
This is a messenger RNA of Scylla paramamosain (green mud crab), 1366 nucleotides long. RefSeq lists its product as uncharacterized. The record is from RefSeq and is a predicted model, not a curated record. The coding region runs from base 1037 to 1366 and encodes 109 amino acids. The transcript has 2 exons. Lineage: Eukaryota; Metazoa; Arthropoda; Malacostraca; Decapoda; Portunidae.